This is a messenger RNA of Colletotrichum spaethianum, 1458 nucleotides long. Its product is annotated as putative transporter. The coding region runs from base 1 to 1458 and encodes 485 amino acids. The record is from RefSeq and is a predicted model, not a curated record. Gene Ontology annotation, molecular function: transmembrane transporter activity. Gene Ontology annotation, cellular component: membrane. Lineage: Eukaryota; Fungi; Ascomycota; Sordariomycetes; Glomerellales; Glomerellaceae. The transcript has 5 exons. Gene Ontology annotation, biological process: transmembrane transport.
AUGUCUACCACUCCAGUACGCCGGUGGUACCACUGGUUUGCGCCUACUGACGGCCCGGAAGAACGAAAGCUGAUACUGAAACUCGACUUGCUCAUCGUUCCGUACGCUUUCAUCAUCUACUGGGUCAAGUAUAUUGACCAGAUCAACAUCAGAAUGGCCGACGAGCUCGGCUUUCACGGCAACGAGCUCGUGCAAUUCCAAACCAUCUUCGUCGUGGGCAACGUCGUCGGUCUCCUGCCCUUCAUCUACCUGUUCCCAAGAGUACCGAUGCAUGUACUCGUCCCGACGCUGGACCUUGGAUGGGGCCUCUUCACGCUUCUCCAGUACCGUGCGCAGUCCUAUGCGGAAAUCAUGGCCUACCGGUUCAUGGUUGCCAUCUUCGAGGCAUCCUACUUCCCAGGUGUUCACUUCGUCCUUGGCUCCUGGUACCGGAGCGACGAGAUCGGCCGCCGAGGUGGCAUUUUCUACAUCGGACUGACCCUCGGCACGCUCACCGCGUCCGUCCUGCAGGCUGCCGCAGUCACCUACCUCGACGGAACCCACGGCCUAGCCGGAUGGCGCUGGCUUUUCAUCAUAAACGCAGUCAUCACGCUCCCGCUCGCGCUGAUUGGGUACUUUGUCUGGCCCGGCACGCCCGCAAGGCCGAACAAGCUGCUGAUGAAGGAGUCGGAGCUCGAGCUGGCGCGCUCGCGGCUCGAGAAGGCAGGCGCGUCGGUGAAGAGCACGCCGUUCUCGCUGGGCUUGCUGAAGCGCAUCUUCACCAACUGGCGCUUCUACCUGCUCAUCGUCUGGGACAUCUUCUUCUUCAACACGAGCGCCAACAGCGCCGCGUUCCUGUUGUGGAUCAAGAGCCUCGGCAGGUACAGCACGGCCGAGAUGAACAACCUGGCCGCGCUCAGCCCCGGGCUCGGCAUCUUCUUUGUGCUCUUCAUCAACUUCAGCGCCGACCUCUGGAUCGGCCGCCCGGCCGCCAUCACCCUGGCGUCGGCGGUCAACUUCUCGGGCCUCGUCAUCCUGGCCGUGUGGAACGUGCCGGAGAGCGCCAAGUGGUACGCCUUCUGCACCACCUACUCUGCCGUGGCGGUGUCGUCGGUGCUGUACGGGUGGGCCAACAUCAUCCUCAAACACAACAUUGAAGAGCGGGCUCUGACGCUCAUUCUCAUGACGGCGAUCGCGACCUCGACAAACGCGUGGAUCCCCUUGUUCGUGUACCCGACCGUGGAGGCCCCGCGGUUCCCCAAGGGCUACGUUUACUCGGCCGUCAUGGUCGUGAUGUUGGUCAUCACGACGCAGAUCGUGCGAGUGCUGCUGGGAUCUCAUGGGGAAAAACGCAUACGCAAGUCCCAGGAUCCACUGGAUGCCGAGGAUGUGGCCACCGAGUCUGUCGAGGACCGCUCGACUUCCGGUUAUGAGGUCCCUGAUCAGAAGGGGCUGGCUCCCCGAGUCGCCGCUGUUUGA